This is a messenger RNA of Uncinocarpus reesii 1704, 1089 nucleotides long. RefSeq lists its product as uncharacterized. The transcript has a single exon. Bases 1 to 1089 code for a protein of 362 amino acids. The record is from RefSeq and is a predicted model, not a curated record. Lineage: Eukaryota; Fungi; Ascomycota; Eurotiomycetes; Onygenales; Onygenaceae.
AUGGAGGGGAUAGUGAGCAAUGAAGUCAGUACAGCUCUAGCGGAAAAGAAUGCAGAAAUCCGUCGACUCCGCGGGGAGCUACUAGAAGCUCAAGAUAAGAUCAAGGAGCUCCAGGAAAAGAUUGUCGCUUCGUCUCACGAUAGUAUCAUCACUUUCCGCGAUGAAGACUACUUCGAAGCGGCUUGCCAGAAACUCUGCCACCACGUGCAACAAUGGGUGCUGCGAUUUUCCAAGUUCUCCGACAUGCGGUUGUGCCGCUUGACGAGCAGCCUUCAGGAUGAGAAGGUCACGGACCGGUUUGAAAACUCCAUCUUGGACGGUUCUGAUGUUGAUACUUACCUUGCCGACCGUGUCAAGCGUCGUGAUAUCUUUAUGUCCGUGGUGAUGACAAUGAUGUGGGAUUACAUCUUUACACGCUACCUCUUUGGUAUGGACCGGGAACAGCGACAAAAGCUAAAGACUCUUGAAAAGCAAUUGAGUGAAGUAGGACCACCGGCUGCCGUUCAGCGAUGGAGAGCCACCACCCUUUCGUUGCUUGCCAAGAGACGCGCCUUCAAAGAGCAACGGGCACUCGACUCUGAAGCAGUUGUGCAAGAGAUAUAUCGUACCUUGUCAAAGCUCCUUCCACCUCCGCACGAACUAGAACAGAGCAUUCUGGAUUCUCUCCGGAAAGUGAUGAAAGCGGCUGUUGAUCUCUCUAUUGAGAUGCGCACUCAAAAGGCAGAAUAUAUCAUGCUUCCACCCUUGAGACCUGAAUACGAUACCAAUGGCGACUUAAUUCGCAAGGUCCAUUUCAACGCCGAUCUAAUGAAUGAGCGAAGCGGCGAGACUACCUCCAAUGAAGAACUGGAGGAGCAACAGGCUGUAGUCCGGAUCGUCCUUUUCCCACUAGUGGUCAAAAAGGGAAGCGAUGAAGGCGAAGGUGAUGAGGAGAUAGUUGUGUGUCCGGCUCAGGUCCUCGUUGCGAGGCCAGGGAAAGAUAAGAAAGUCGUGAGAGUGUUGAGCGGCGACCGAUUGUCUGCCAAUGCAAUCAGCCAGUCGAAUCACAGUUUCCCGUCGAUAGACAUGAGUACAAGUAACAUGAUAUGA